Molecule: messenger RNA, 8903 nt
Organism: Fundulus heteroclitus (mummichog)
Lineage: Eukaryota; Metazoa; Chordata; Actinopteri; Cyprinodontiformes; Fundulidae
Gene: hivep1
Product: HIVEP zinc finger 1
Exons: 9
Coding region: 664-8298 (2544 amino acids)
Biological process (GO): regulation of transcription by RNA polymerase II
Cellular component (GO): nucleus
Molecular function (GO): RNA polymerase II cis-regulatory region sequence-specific DNA binding; zinc ion binding; DNA-binding transcription factor activity, RNA polymerase II-specific
Source: RefSeq, a predicted model, not a curated record
GUGAGUAUGACCAGCCCGCCGCUCCGCAGGCCGCGCUCCGGCUGACGCAGCGGGUCGAGCCGCCGCUGCAGCCGGAAAAGGAGAGGGUCAUCCGGUGUGAACUCCCAGGGCCGCCGGAGCGUCCGCGCGCUGCGGCGUGGCGCUCGCGGACCCGUCGGUGAAACCCCGCUGGGGCGCGUUCACGACACGCGGCGUCUGUGCGCGCGCGUUGUGCCGGCGCUUUGCUGGAUCGGGACCAGGAAGGCGUCCCGGGCGGCCGGGCUUGUUGCAGAGGGGUUUUCCCUGACUCCGCCCACCCUGGCAGGGCGUUCACGUGUUGCAACAGAGCCCACGCUGUCCACGCGCACGCAGCUCUGGGUCGUGUUUUCGUGUCAGGACUGCGCUUCCCCUGCAGCCUCCGCUCACUUCUCCGACUCCCGCCGGUGCUCGGGGCUUCGCAGCGGCGCUGGUCCCCCCCCACCACCCCCCCACAAAGCCUCCCCAGGUGCGCGUCACCUGUUAGGACGCAGCGUUCCCGGUGAAGGCGCAGACGGACAGUGCGCAUGUGUGCCCCGCUCGGACUCAACUGGCUGCAGAUGCGCCCGGGCUGUGGCUCAGGAGUCGGCUCCCCGCGCGCUUAGGAACCAGAGAACCCAAGAUGCACCUGUGACUCCAGGCUGAACGAUGCCACGCACCAAGCAGAACCACCCCAAGAACCUGAAAGAUAAAAUAGAAGAGGCGCAGAAAGAGCUGAAAGACCCCAAAGGUUCAGAGAAAGGCGUAUCUGAGAGCACUCGAAGGGCCGCAGACAGCAUAAAAGGGCUGAAGAGAAAAAAGGUUGUUGGAGAAAAUCAACUGAAGAAAAAUCCCAAAUCUCCAGUCAAGAAGCCCCUAAAAUCGAAGAUAUGUGAAGCUGCACUCCGCGACUCGUCGCCUAAAGAAACGCCGUCCUCCUUCUCCAACAGUCCCUCCAGCAACCCUCCAGCAUCUCCAAACGGGAAACAAGACCCACAGAAUGUCCUACAAACUGCUGCAUCCCUCGAGGAGGGGUCACGUUUUUCUGAUGCUGAGAAGGUGAAGCAGGAGGGGUCGUCUUCUAGGCCACCGUCACGUGAGCCGUCGGACGGUAAGGAGAACUCUCAGGUCACCGCUGCAGAGCCUCUUGCCAAAGACGGCGAGGGCCCAGAGCGCAGCUUUGUUGGAGAGUCUUAUCGUAGCAGAGACCCUCUGGACGCCCUGCUGAAGGCCAUGGAGCCUGACUUCAGCACGCUGACUGAGAGGAGAAGCCCCUCGCAGGCCAUGGCCAUCAACAAACCACCUGCUGCUCAUCAUCCUCAGCUCAGAGGGGAAGUGAGACCCCUUCCAGCAGUCAACAUAGGUCUCCAGAGCCAGCCUCCCCACAUGCAGACCUAUUACAUUGACAAACAGGGGAAUGUUAUUGGCAUUGCAGCGGCUCUUCAGGGAAAUCUGCAGACAUCCCAGCAGGGCGCCGCUCCUCUCGCCGCACCGCAGUUUGUGCCGGUUGUUUCACAUUCAGAAAAGCCCAGCUUGCACAUGAACUUUAGCACCGGACCACCAGCUCCGAUGGGCACCAACGCUUUGCACCAAAGCCAGCCCCCAGUAGCACAAACAUGCCAGUCUGUUCCUGCCAACGCUCCCAGCACCGUUCAGGUUCCAGGGACGCCGGGCAGCAACCAGAUGCAAAUGACCACGGUCAUGAACUUCGGUGCUGAGCAGGUCUCCAAGGACCAAAAACUGAAAAAGCCCGGGAAGUAUGUGUGUGAAUACUGCAGCCGGGCCUGUGCAAAACCCAGCGUGCUGCUCAAACACAUCAGGUCUCACACAGGAGAACGGCCAUAUCCCUGCAUCACCUGCGGCUUCUCCUUCAAAACCAAGAGCAACCUAUACAAGCACAAGAAAUCCCACGCUCACGCUAUAAAGCUUGGGCUCAUGGCACGCUCCGAAUCGGGAGGCGGAUCGUUGUCUCAGGAAUCGGACAAAGCUGCCAGCACACACUCUGAGGCAGAGGAGAGUGGAGACAGCGACGAAGACGGUAGCACUGCAGACCUGGAUCCAGACUCCGCGCAGAGCUGCACGGCUGCUUCCUCUGAAAACAGCUUGCAGGGCACCGGCGUGACGCCCGCCGAGCCGAACUCAUUAGCAAAGUCCUCCCCAAGCCGGAGGGCCCACGAGCCUAAAGUGACGGCGGCACUUCCAAAAGUUGUUGUUUACCCGGUCAGCGCGUCGCCUCUGAGGGCAGACAGUCCGAGAGUCACCGGUGCCGCGCCUGAGCAAGCGGCCGUGCAACGGCAAAGAGAAUUUCAGGCCACAAAUUUGAGAUCAGGCCCCCUGUCGUCCCUGAAGGAGGUGGACGGUACAAAUCCUUCACUCGACACUGUAAGUGAAGAUGAAGACCAGCGGUGUAAGUCCCCGGUGUUGGGUGGGCACGCUCAGCUCCAACGCCAGCAAGCAACAGAUUUCUCCCAGCAGCAGCAGCCCAAGUGCCUGCUCAGCCCUCGCAGCUUAGGGAGCACAGAUUCUGGCUACUUCUCUCGCUCCGAAAGCGCUGACCAGGCCAUGAGCCCCACCAGUCCCUUUGUAAAGAUAACCCCCCCGGUGGACCCUGACCUCGCCAAGAACACGCUUCCCAGGGAAAUCUCUGCUUUGCCUGCCACCGUGAUGCAUGUUGCGGCCGAGCAAAAGACACGUCCUGCGGAGAGACAAAUGCGGCCACCGCUGGAAACCAGUGCGCGCUCCCUGGAAGAGCGCAUUUCAAAGCUCAUAUCUGACAACGAGGCAGUGGUGGACAACAAGCAGCUGGACAGCGUUAAGCCGCGGAGGACUUCUCUGUCCAGAAGAGGCAGCAUAGACUCCCCAAAGUCGUACAUCUUCAAAGACUCGUUUCAGUUUGAUUUAAAGCCAAUAGGAAGGCGGUCGAGCUCCAGCUCAGACAUCCCCAAGUCCCCGUUCACCCCAACGGACAAGUCCAAGCCGGUGUUCCUGCUCUCUGUUCCUUCCCCCUACCCCCCCAUGGAGUCCCUGCCAAUAACGCGGAGUAACUCCAUGCCCACCACACCCGGACAUUCGGCUCUACCAGUCAACGUGGCUCCCAUCCCCCACCCUCUGAGGGUCUGUCAAUCCUUUGACGAUAAAAUCGGCUCCCUAAACGAUGAGGUGUUCUCGUCAGCUCCACCAACUCCAAACCCUGCCAUGCAUUCUCGCACUCUGGUCAGACAGGUAGCGGUGGAGGAUUUUUCCACGAGCGAGGGCCACGGCCUCCCGUCCGUUCGCUCCAUGGACGAGGGCUACCACGGCCCGAACAUCUCUGCCGAGCUCAUCCAGAGGAGCAAGUCGUUUGAACACGGUCAGGACAGGAACAAGAAGCCGCAGCAAAACAAAGGCACGAUGUACGAGUGCGAAACCUGUCGGAAUCGUUACAGGAAGUUGGAGAACUUCGAAACUCAUAAGAAGUUCUACUGCUCCGAGCUUCGGGCCCCAAAGAACAAGCCAGUCGUUGCUAAAGAAAGUGAGCAAGAAGUUUUCCACGUUGGUGCACAACACCCGAUCAUCCCGAGGUCAACCGUCAGCUCAGGGAUGCUAGAUCAACAGACCUCAAUCAGGAAGAGGCGGAAAAUGAAGAGCGUUGGCGACGAGGACGACCAGUCUCCAACGGACACCAUCGCGCCUUGCUCCGUCAGCUUCGAGUCCCCCAUAGAUCCGACCAACAGGACGUUCCCUCGGCACGCUCUGAUGGUCGACAUCCAGCCCAAAAGCAACCAGCCAAAGCUACCUCAGAUCCAGCUUGUAGCACGAGGGAUGAAUACAGACUCUAGACUGUCGCCCAUCAGAGAAACCCAGAACGGCAGCUCAGUGAAGGCGGAGCUUCAAAGGCAGGGCAGCGGGACGUCGGUGAUUAAACACACCAACUCCCUGACCAGCCACAGCUCACUGGAGACAGAGUCUGUGGAGAGGGGCUCUCCAGCCAUAACCAUGGAGAAGGAUUCCCUGAACGAAGCCGACGCAGAUGUCCCGGCGGCGGGCUCUGCCGACACCUACCAGGAGAACGUAACCCAAUCCACCAGCGCCGAUUACGGAAACCAAAGAAACAAGCAGAGCAGUGACGGCAGGAGUAGCGUGAACUCCACGCCCGUCCAUCAGUCUCGUCUCGUUCGCCAAAGCAACAUCCAGGUCCCUGAGAUUCUGGUCACGGAGGAUUCGGACAGGGAGCACGAGACGCAGGCGGCCGAGCCAGCGGACAAGCCUCCCGAUCAGUUCAGCUGGCCUCAGAGAAGCGAGAGUUUGUCAAAGUUACCAGCCGAGAAGCUUCCCCCGAAGAAGAAACGGAUUCGGCUGGCUCAGAUGGAGCACUCCUCGGGCGAGUCCAGCUUCGAGUCCACGCUUUCACGCAGCCUCAGCAGAGACAGCAGCCUCUCCCGCUGCUCCAGCAUCUCUGCCUCCUUCGACAGAGACGAGCUCUCCCGAUCCGAGAGUCCCUCCAGAGCGGAGAGUUCUGGGAAAGUCCCAGAUACCCAGAGCCUGUCGGCAGCCUUCAACACGCUCGGUGUGCCCGGAAUGAUGAGGCGCGCCGCCUCCGAGCAGAUCACCUGCACCCAGCCCUCCGUGGAGAUUUCCUGUGAUUAUCGUAGCAAGUCCUUUGACUGCGGGAACGUGUCUCCCAGCAGAUCUCCGUCCCCUGUUGGUCAGCCAAAGACCGGACAGCUCUCCCAGGUACCGCUUAUCGAGAGGAGGCGCGGGCCACUGGUCCGACAGAUGUCUUUAAAGAUCGGCCCGGAGAGUCAGCUGCCGCCGCGGAAAGCCGUCUUUCCUUUAGACAAACCCCCACAAGCCACAAACGUCAGCUCCUUCCCACAGAGCAAACCCCAGCAGAUUCACAUAUCCAGCAGACGCUCCGGGGCGCAGCCCUUCAUCCUGCAUCCUGCAGAGGCACCGCUGCAAAACAACGAGCAAAUGGUGCAAAGCAUCAAUCUGGGAAGUCCGACCCAACAGGCACAGGUCCACGGCCUUCCACAUCCCUGGCAUCAAACAUCAAGGGUUAAAAUUACCCAGAAGACCCAGCAGCCGCUCAGCCAGAUCUCCGUGGGUCGGGAAAGUGUCCAAAACAAGCCAAAGGUCUUUGAAGAGGAGAAAUGUUUUGCUCCCAAGUACCAACUGCAGUGUUCUCUGAGAACAGGCCAGACGUUCUCCUUCUCCUGUUCGCAGGGAGCUCAGAUCGCUUUGCCCAUCCUCACUAUUCCAAUAGCCAACCCCACGCUCGGCCUUCCCAAAUCGGCAGAUGGCACCCAGAAUGUUUUCAUCGCCAGCAAGCAAGUUUCUGAGGCCAAGACCCAGACUGUAGUCCUGUCAACCGAGCGGCAGAACCAAACGGGACCUGGUCCGCUGCCACAGAUCCUGAUCACCCAUGAGCAGAUGCAUCCUUCUUCCUCCCUGUCCAACAAAAACAGCCCGUCAUCGUCUCACAGUGCCGACCCGCAGGUUCCUCCACAUCAGCCAGACCCGGUCCCUUCCCUCUGCAUGCAGAAGCUGGCCUCGGUAACGCUCUGCCCCCAGCAGGAACCCAUCGCCUCCAGCAAGCGCAUGUUGUCCCCCGCCAACAGUCUGGACAUCUACAUGGAGAAGCACCAGAAACGGGCCAAGGACGAGCACGGGGUGGCCUGCCUGACCGACGGAAGGUCGCUCAGCUACCUCAACUCAAAGAUGUCUGAGGUGACGCGGCAGCGGAAGCUGAUGCUGGUCCGGCAGGUUUGCACGACAGAACCGGCGGACAGCCCCAUUGAGACCGAAGCGCCGCCUCUGCCUGACGUUAAGGCGGACGCUGAGAGGGACUCGGAGGCCACAGACGACGUGAAGCCCAUGUCUCCUGACGGUUCUGGGCUGGACAAGGACAAGGGGAGAGUGAUUCAGGAAGAGGCUGUUCUCACGGCGACUCCGGCCCCUCCGGACACCUCCGCACCCAACGCCUCCUUAAAGCCGCAGGAGAAAAGCGACGGGCAGAGGUGGUCCCCGGCCAAAUCCCUGAUCCGACCCGCCAGCUUCCACUCCGGUCAGGGGAGACUGACCACAUCUGUGUCUGUGGUGAACACCAAGGACACCCACCGGCUGUCCUUUCCCAGCUUAAAGACCACCACCACCUUCACGUGGUGUUUCCUGAUGAAGAGGAAGCCUCUCCACGUCCAGCAGACGAGCCAGAAGACGUCAGCUUAUGCUUCCUGGACCGUAAGCCCCAGCAACCCCAACCCCCUGGGGCUGCCCACCAAGGUGGUGAUGUCUCUGUUUGACUCCAAGCAGAGCUCCAAGAAAAUCCACUUCACCUCUGCCAUAAAGACCAGCGACAAGUCGGACAUCUUGUCGUACUCGGGCAAACUGAAGGACAUCAUGCCCAGGGUUCUGGUGACCCAGAAGUCUGUGUCAGCAGAAACCAGAGGCAAAGCCCAGCCAGAACCUCAGAAGAGCAACGACUCAGAAAAGGAGGCGGCACCUUCAGCGGAGCCACGCCGCGUGAAAAUAUUCGACGGCGGAUUCAAAUCUAACGAGGAGUACGUGUACGUGCGCGGCCGCGGACGGGGAAAGUACAUCUGCGAGGAGUGCGGCAUCCGCUGCAAGAAGCCCAGCAUGCUGCGCAAACACAUCCGCACCCACUCAGACGUGCGGCCGUACCACUGCGUCCACUGCAACUUCUCCUUUAAGACGAAAGGGAACCUGACCAAGCACAUGAAGUCCAAGGCCCACAGCAAGAAGUGCAUGGAGAUGGGGGUGCCUGCGGGGGUGCUGGAGGACCAGGACGCCGAGGACUCUGGUGACCGCAGUCAUGUGAGCAGCACCGAUCGUCAGGAUUCAGACGACUCCGACGGCCCCGACGACGAGGAGAACGACGAGGAGGAGGAAGAGGAGGACAGUCAGGCGGAGUCGGGUCUGUCCACCAACCCCUCGGUGUCCGCCAGCCCGCAGCACCUCCCCAGAGAGGCGGACGUUCCGCCCAGCGCCCUCCUCGCUCAGAUGUCCAUCAGCUCCCUGUCCCUCCGCCUCGACCCUCCCGACUCCUCCGCCUCGGACGGCGCCCCCGCGGCGAGCCCCGCCUCCCUCCGCCAGCAGCCCUGCGGGCCUCGCUGCAGCCCGGCUCCCCUCCCGCCCGUCACCGCCGCCUCCGACUGCUACGCCUCCGACCCGGAGUCGGUGCACAUGAUGAGCCCCGUGUCCCCCUGCAGGCAGAUGUCCAUCGACUACCCAGACUUCGAUGCUCCCGUCAGUCCCUCUGCGCCGGGCAAGGCCUCCAAACAUGUCCAGGACUCUGCCGCGCCUCGCGCAGUGAGCGGUGAGUCCAGCACGCCGGUGGACCGCGGCACCCAGACCUCCUACACGCCCCACAUCCUCCAACAGCUCCCCCUGCAGGGCAUGCCCGCCGCCGCGGGGUCAGAGACGCACCUGUUCAGCCACCUGCCGCUGCAUUCCCAGCAGCCGGCCCGCUCCCCCUACAGCAUGGUGCCGGUCGGCGGGAUCCAGCUGGUGCCGGCCGGGAUGACGGCCUUCGUCCCGUUCCAGACCGGUCCCGUCCAGCUGACCUUCCCCGCCAUGGGCGUCAUCCACCGGACGGCGAGCCCGCUGCCGCCGUCCAGCUCCCCCCCUCACCCGGACGGCCUGCAGGCUCAGCCCCCGAUGGGCGGCGUGGUGCCGUGCUUCCCGCUGGGCCAGGUCACGGGUCUGCAGGCCCAGAACAUUCAGCCCGUGGGCCUGGAGACGCUCAACCUGAUGGGGCUGACCAACACGCAGCUGCUGCCCCCGCAGGGCCUGACGCUCAACGCCGCGCUGGGCCUGCAGGUCCUGGCUCCCAACCCGGCCUCCCAGAACGUCCCGCAGAACCAGAUGCCGGGUCUGCAGAUCGUGAACAUCGCGCUGCCGGCCAUCAUCCCCGCCCUCAGCCCCCUGUCCGCCCUCAGCCCCCUGCAGGGCGCGUCAGACUGGCAGGCCGGCGCCGAGGCCCAGGGAGCGCAGCCGCCCCGGACCGAGCACGGUGUCGGUUCUGCUCUCGGCUGCACGGCGGCGCCGGAGCCGACGGCGAGCGGGCGGCGGAGCCCCGGCGGCGCGGCGAGGACUGUGCAGAAGGGAGAAGGACAGAAAUGCGCCCAGCAGCAUCCAGCAGCAUCUCCGCGGCGUCCGGCGGGCGGCGCCGAGCCGCCGGCGGCGGCGGCGGACAGAACCGCAGAACCGGCGGCGGGACCAGCAGAGAUCAGCCGGCAGACGCUGAUCGACGAAUUCAACGAGGCGUCCAGCGACGAUGAAGACAGACUCGUCAUCGCCACCUGAGCGCCGUGCAGCCUCUUCUUCUUCUUCUCUUUUUGUAACUCGUCACUUUGUAAGACUGAAAACACUCGAGGGUCCGACUCGUCGCCGGACCUCCUUCCAAAGCACAGAUGCUGAUGUUGUUUUUGUGCAAUCGUGUCCUCUGAUGACCAAUCCUCUUCCUUUUGUACAUGUUGUAAAGACGGUCGUGCCUUUUCGCAGUUUCACGUUCGGGGCGCUGUAAAUAAUUCGGUGGUUCUUUGUGUUUAUUUUAAGAAGACGUAAAGAAACGAGAAGGAGCAGAAUUUUCAGAUUUAUUUUGGAAAACGCGUCCCGUAAACGGACGGACUUGUUCGUGUUGUGCUGGUAUGAGUAGAUUUCUAUGGCUCACGGGGCAACGAUGUUUCUGUGUACAGAUGUUGUGUUCAGCUAUUUAUUAAAAAUCCAUUUAGUGCACAUUAUGAUUCAUAAGUCUACAGGUAUGUGCAUUAUGGUAGCUUUACAUUGCUGUAUGAAUAUUCUAAACUGUAUCAGUAAAUAUUUGUUUAUGAAGCUUUUGGACAUCUUGCUGCAUCUUUUGAAAACAGAACCUAUAAAUAAAAGUCAGACCCAGAGGGGAAUAACACGGA